AUGAGCCAAUUAACGGUGGAAGAAGGCUAUUCGGAUAAAAUAGUGCAUGAAAUGUUAUUUGAAUAUGAUAAAACAUUUAUGCCUGUACCAGAUAUAGAAUAUGAGCCGCACUUACUAAUUUCUAAAGUUCGUAAACACUACAUGGAACACAUAAUUAAACUUCUAUCUAUUAACUAUGAAAAUAAUCAAAGACCCCACACUAAAAAUAUACACCUGCCUAGCGCAAUAUGGAGAUGUGCGAAAAAUAUUGAAAUCACUGCCGCUCAAACCUGCAUGGUAGUGCAACUGUAUCGAAAGAAUAUUAUAUCAGUGAUUAAAGAAUUAAAACAAGACACUAAGAAAGGCAAACUGUUUGGGAAGUUAUGUGAAUAUGUUUAUCAACCACCACAAAAUGAAAAAAAAGUCCAAACUUCCCUUAGCAAGUCCAGUGAUUGCACUUGUCAAUGCAUUUGCAACCAAAGAAAAAAACGUCGUAGGGAAUCUGAUCCAUCAAAACAGUCUGGAGUAGACUUUGUUACAUCUACAACCAGUAACACCAGUAUUGAUAAUUAUAAAGAUCAAAGUGAAAAAUUGGCAGAGCCAUCUUUACAUGCAGGUAUUGAAAAUAGUGAUCUUACUCAGAAAAAAAAUUGUUUGGAUCCACCUCUGCACAUGUCUAUUGAAUCACAAGAUUCAGACGAGCUGAUGCAACAAUUAGAAAAGUUAUUUCAAGAAGACUACAAUGAUGACGAUCUUUUUGAAGGUUCAUUAUGCAAUAUUCCCAGUUCUUCAAUGUGUGAAGUAAACCCAAAUAAGUUGCCAGAAGAAAGCAACAACAAUUUAAAACUUGAAAUACAAAAUAAGAGAUCAGACAUUAAAACUUCAGAGCAGCAAUCUUUUGAUGAAAGAUUAUCAUCAAUCGCUGGACAGUUAGUAAAUAAUUUCGAAAGUAAUACUAUUACUAAACCUGUACAGCAGAAAAAUAAAAGAAGCGGUUCCAGUAAAUGGUUAUGCGAAGAGUAUUUCUUGAAGUUGCGUUUGUUUGAAAUGUUGGAUCAACUAAGAGACUGUAAUAGGGCAAAACUUGCUAGGAUAAAAGAAAUAUUAGUGGAUUUAUUUGGGGAUGAUAGUGAUGAUGAGGGAGUGAUGUCACCCUUGGAAGAAACUCAAGAGUUCAUAACAAGUUGUAAAGAGCGUAUAGCGCCAUGGGUUGUUAGAACAUUGACCCCUUUCUAUAUUAAAGGUGGGAUAAAAGGGAAAGCACUAUUUAAAUCUGUAGCCAAACAUUUGAUAAGACUUAUAUAUCAGUGCAGUAAAUAUCCAAGUGAAUAUGAAGUAAAGAGCUUUGUAAGUGAUUUUCUGGAAAGUCAUAAAAAAAUAAGAUGUGAAGCCGACUUUAAGCAAUUCCGAAUAGAAAAUAUUUAA
Messenger RNA from Parnassius mnemosyne (clouded apollo), 1404 nucleotides. The record is from the annotation of a GenBank genome assembly. NCBI's taxonomy places the organism in Eukaryota, Metazoa, Arthropoda, Insecta, Lepidoptera, Papilionidae.